Messenger RNA from Benincasa hispida (wax gourd), 1490 nucleotides. It is a transcript of the gene PGGT-I, whose product is annotated as Prenyltransferase family protein. Lineage: Eukaryota; Viridiplantae; Streptophyta; Magnoliopsida; Cucurbitales; Cucurbitaceae. Gene Ontology annotation, biological process: protein geranylgeranylation. The record is from RefSeq and is a predicted model, not a curated record. Gene Ontology annotation, cellular component: CAAX-protein geranylgeranyltransferase complex. Gene Ontology annotation, molecular function: CAAX-protein geranylgeranyltransferase activity.
AUGGAUUCAGAGUCGAACCUUCUUCAAGAUUCCUCCACUCCUUCUUCCUCUCCUCCUCCUCCUCCUUCUUCUUCUUCUGGGUUCGAUAGAGAUCGUCAUGUGAUGUUCUUGGAGAUGAUGUACCAGUUGUUGCCUUUUCAGUAUCAAACUCAAGAGAUUAACCACCUUACACUUGCUUACUUCGUCAUCUCCGGCCUUCACCUUCUUGGUGCCGUGGAUCGUGUGGACAAGGACAAAAUUGCUAAUUGGGUCUUGUCCUUUCAAGCAAUUCCUUCAAACAAGGCUGAAAAAACCAAUGGAGAGUUUUAUGGAUUCUGCGGAUCGAGAAGUUCUCAGUUUCCUCCAGACGAGAAUGGGGAUUUAAUUCACAACGGUAGUCACUUGGCGAGCACAUAUUGUGCCCUUGCAAUACUGAAGGUCAUUGGUUACGACUUCUCCAAUAUUAACUCUGAAUCAAUUGCAAUCUCAAUGAGAAACCUUCAACAAUCUGAUGGGAGCUUUGUGCCUAUCCAUGUCGGAGCAGAGGCUGACCUUCGGUUCGUCUAUUGUGCUGCUGCCAUCUGUUAUAUGCUUGAGAAUUGGAGCGGGAUGGACAGGCAGAAAACUAAAACCUAUAUUUUGAACUGCCAGUCGUAUGAUGGUGGCUUCGGGUUAACUCCUGGUUCAGAAUCUCAUGGCGGUGGAACGUAUUGUGCUAUUGCAUCUCUCCGUUUAAUGGGUUUCAUUGAAGAUGAUCUUCUCUUUAGAGACAAUCCUUCUUCCAUAAUAAACGUCCCGUUGUUGCUGGAGUGGUGCUUGCAGAAACAGGCAGCCAAUGGAGGAUUUCAAGGUCGACCUAACAAGCCUGCUGACACUUGUUAUGCGUUUUGGAUUGGAUCUACCUUGAGGAUUUUGGGAGGCCUUGAUUUCAUUAAUAAGAAGGCUUUGAAGACAUUUUUGUUGACUUGCCAGUCUAAGUAUGGUGGUUUCAGCAAGUUUCCAUUGGAUUUUCCUGAUUUAUACCACUCCUACUAUGGAUUUACUGCUUUUAGCCUGUUGGAAGAACCCAACAUCAACUCUCUGUUUGUUGAACUCGGAAUAACAGAUGCUUCUGCCUGGGGAAUCUAACAUAGGAACGUUCCUUUGACAUGUGAUGAAUCAUUUUCACUGCUUUUGCCGAUUUGGGUAUCAUUAGAACGUUCGUUUGACAUGGGAUGAAUCAUUUUCACUGCUUUUGCCGAUUUGGGUAUCAUUCCUCUCCCCUUUUCCAAAUCUUUCACUUGGCCUACACAACUUAUCACAAAGAAAUGUAGAGUUUGAUCUUAGCUAUUCACAACUCCAGAUGGAGCUUCAUCCAGAAUCCCUGUUUGUAUACUAUCUAAAAAGCCCGUCAUCCCUUCUUCUGAUUGUAAUUUUAUAUUUUAAGUUUUAAACACAGGAUCUGGUUUUGAUGCUAUAUUUCUUUAAAUUCAAUUAAACAAGUCUUUGCUUCCUCAGCAAUUUAUCAGUAA